AUGAAGCUCAAGAAGGUGCCUCUGUCAGAGCAGCUUCAACACGCCAGCUUCCAAGAGCAGGCGAAGGCUCUCGGACAGAAGUACAUGGGCAUUAAGACCGAGUCGCACAUGGAGCAGGUCUUCAAGGCUCCAUACGUUGCCGAUGGAACGCACCCGGUGCCCAUCACUAACUUCCUGAAUGCGCAGUACUUCUCCGAGGUUUCUCUCGGUACACCUCCUCAGGACUUCAAAGUCAUCCUCGACACCGGAAGCUCCAACCUUUGGGUUCCCUCGUCAGAGUGCAGCUCGAUCGCUUGCUAUCUGCACACCAAGUAUGACUCGUCGGCCUCGUCAACCUACAAGAAGAACGGCUCUUCGUUCGAGAUCCGAUACGGAUCAGGCUCGCUCAGCGGGUUCGUGUCCCAGGACACUUUCCAGAUCGGCGACUUGAAGGUCAAGAACCAGGAUUUUGCUGAAGCCACUUCCGAGCCCGGCCUCGCUUUUGCCUUCGGCCGGUUCGAUGGCAUUCUCGGCUUGGGAUACGAUACCAUCAGUGUCAACAAGAUCGUCCCGCCUUUCUACAACAUGCUGGACCAGGGCCUGCUGGACGAGCCCGUCUUCGCUUUCUACCUUGGAGACGCCAACGGUGGCGCUGAUUCCGAGGCCAUCUUCGGUGGCGUGAACGAGGACCACUACACUGGCAAGCUCACCAAGCUCCCCUUGAGGCGCAAGGCCUACUGGGAGGUCGACCUUGAUGCGAUCACUUUCGGUGAUGAGACCGCCGAGAUGGACAACACUGGUGUCAUUCUUGACACCGGUACCUCGCUCAUCGCUCUACCUUCCACCAUCGCUGAGCUCCUGAACAAGGAGAUUGGCGCGAAGAAGGGAUUCAACGGACAGUACACCGUUGAAUGCGACAAGGUUGACAGUCUGCCCGACCUCACCUUUACGCUCACUGGCCACAACUUCACUAUCGGCGCUCACGACUAUGUUCUCGAGGUUCAAGGUUCUUGCAUCUCUGCGUUCAUGGGAAUGGACUUCCCUGAGCCCGUUGGUCCUCUUGCUAUUCUCGGUGACGCCUUCCUCAGGAGGUGGUACUCUGUCUACGACCUUGGCAACAGCGCUGUUGGUCUUGCUAAGGCUAAGUAA
Paraphaeosphaeria sporulosa is the source of this 1128-nucleotide messenger RNA. Its product is annotated as aspartyl proteinase. NCBI's taxonomy places the organism in Eukaryota, Fungi, Ascomycota, Dothideomycetes, Pleosporales, Didymosphaeriaceae. Gene Ontology annotation, cellular component: fungal-type vacuole. Gene Ontology annotation, molecular function: aspartic-type endopeptidase activity. Gene Ontology annotation, biological process: proteolysis. The coding region runs from base 1 to 1128 and encodes 375 amino acids. The record is from RefSeq and is a predicted model, not a curated record. The transcript is spliced from 3 exons.